This is a messenger RNA of Myotis myotis, 2294 nucleotides long. RefSeq lists its product as uncharacterized. The record is from RefSeq and is a predicted model, not a curated record. The transcript has 7 exons. NCBI's taxonomy places the organism in Eukaryota, Metazoa, Chordata, Mammalia, Chiroptera, Vespertilionidae. The coding region runs from base 133 to 990 and encodes 285 amino acids.
UUCAACUUGGUGUUUUACUGGAGGAAGUUAGAAAAAGGGAGAUAUGAUGCAUGCAGAAGUAACAGUUCUGUUUUUGACACUAUUUUUUUUGCUUGGUUUUUACAAAGGUAGUUCACUCACCGAAGUCCCUGCAUGCCCAGAUCACCCAACAACAGCAGCUCCUGCGAACGUCAGUGGGACAGCACAGCACACAGGGUGAUUGAAUUGUGCUUUAUUUGUUCAGUAAUGUCUGAGGAAGUGACUUACGCUACCCUCAAAUUUCCAAAUCCUUCUCAGUCAACGAAACUUCAGGAGAGCUGCAGUCUCAAGAGAACAGAUAACUAUGAAAUGCCAGAAUUGGAGCUGAAUAAUGCAGCUGAAAAUGGACCAACAAGCAUUGAGAGCACAGCUGAGUUGCCAGAAAGCAUAGCGGUGAGAGGCCUCCCCGGAGGACAUUCUGUUCCAUUGAAAGUGUGGGGCCUUGUUGCUUUCAUUUUGCUAAUGCUGAACCUGGUAGUGCUGGCUGGACUGGGAACCCUGAUUGUAAUGAAUUACCAUGAACUCUUCUCCAGCAACAGAACAGCUUAUGACAGGCAACAAAACAUAAUAGAACAGCUGGAGAGAAAUAUAAUAUUAUACAGGGAUAUGUAUAAAAAUAUCUCAAAUGAGCAAGUUGCUUUCAAAAAUAUGUUUGAAAAUACAUUAAAAUCGUGGAAAAAAUUUACCUCAAAAUACGAUGAAGGUAUAAAGAAGAAGGAAAAUGACCUCAGAUCUUGCUCAUGUUCAGAGUCAUGCAUAUGGUACGGAAAUAGUGGGAAGAAUUUCUCCUCCCUGAUAUGUGACAAUGAGAAAAAUGGCAAUAGAACUCAGCUGUUCAUUAGCUGUCUUCCAUCACCUGUCUCCUGGAUGCAACUGAAUUGUACAUUACCCAAGAAAAAUAAGACGACAGAAAAUGUUUCAAAAUUUUGCAUUUUACCUGUUUGGCAGCCUUAUAAAUGUUUCAAGUGCUGAAACAGUGAAGUAGGCAAUAUUCAAUGGAAAUGAAAUAAUUGGAAAAUCUGAUGACUCCAUCAGUUAAUAUUUGUGGAAACAAAGUAGAUAUGCCACAUUUUUUAUCCUAGGUAAAUGCAAACUUAUAGCUUAUUAUAACACCACAGGAUAUAUAAAAACAUUCUGCCAGUUGAAGCCAUGCACAAUCUCAGAAUCAAAGGGAAAAUUUUGAUUUUUUUGUCUCAAAACAUUAAAAUUUAUAUUUCUGUUGAUGAUAUAUAUAUGUGUAUAUAUGUAUAUACAUAUAUAUACAUGUAUAUGGGAAUAAAAAAUAGUGAAAUUAAUAUUACUUAGUACAUUAUCGUUUAAAAUAUUAGAAACAUUGAGAAUUAAAGUGGUUUAUUUCAUUUUUUAAGAAUUGCAUGAAUAGUGGUACAACUUUUUCUGAUUGAACAGCCUGAACAUCUUUCCCAUGCCUUAGCAAACUGUCAUACUCCUUUCUAAGUUGGGACCAGCUUUUAACAUUUUAUUCUUUGUGCUCUCGCAGAUAUGAAAUAUUUUCUACAGUUCCUUUCACGUGACGUUUUUGGCUGGUGUCACUUCUUUAUCACAACUACUUUUCUUAUGUAUGCUAAUAAAUUUCUUUGAUAAGUUUCUCUGAAAUAAUAGCAGUGUCAACAUUUCUAUGGUCAGCAUUUGUACAGCGUGGUAAAAUUUUAUAGUGCUUGCUCUGGAGUUUGCAAUGUGUGUAUAUAAGGCUCUGAGCAUCUAUUCUGACUCCAAAAAAGCUAGCUUUUCUGCCUUCUGAAAACCGUUGUUAUUCACCACCAAAAUCUUUAGAAACUAAAUACUCAGUAAACAUUUCCUUUAUCUUCUUGCUUUAAUUGAAAUCCACUUUUCCUUUUAGGUUCCCCGCAGAUAUCCCAAGUGUUGGUGGUGGCUUUGUUUACCACAUUCCAUAUACUAGUGAACCCGAAGGUUCUCUUUUUUCUGUUUUCAAUUUCCAGAUCAUCUUUCCUCCCCCCAAUUCUAAAAAUUUCUAAUGCUGACUCUUGACAUCAGACUACUACAACCAUUACACAACACUGACUGUUUCAGUCAUCUUCCAACUCGUGGUCACUUCCCUGAUUCCUUAAAAAUUUCAGCUCACUGUUAAUCUCUCUAGCACUAAUACUCUCCUAAUAUUUAGUGCUUUGUCUACAUAGAGUCUAUGUCAUAGACCGUCCUUCCAACAUUCUAGACACUUAAUUACUUGACAUCCAGUAAUCUUGUAUUUUUUUCUCACUUAUUCUAAUAACCCCUUUGGUCAUAAUCUGCCGGGAGCC